Messenger RNA from Salvia hispanica, 1304 nucleotides. NCBI's taxonomy places the organism in Eukaryota, Viridiplantae, Streptophyta, Magnoliopsida, Lamiales, Lamiaceae. The record is from RefSeq and is a predicted model, not a curated record.
AUGGCCUCUCUCCUUUGUUCCACUCUCUUCCUCUCACUCAUCAUCUCCACCGUGGCCGCCCAAAACAGCCUCAUUCUCCCCAUCCGCAAAGACCCCAAAACCUCCCAACACAUCACCACAUUCCGAAUGGGGAGCAACCGCGCCGCCAUCAACGCCGUCGUCGACCUCGGCGGCCCCUUCCUCUGGUUCUCCUGCAAUGACUACUCUUCCGCCACCUACGCUCCCAUCCCCUGCGGCUCCGCCAAAUGCGAAGCCGCCAAGGGCAUCGGCUGCGUCAGCUGCAACCUCCCCCCGCGCCCCGGCUGCACCAACGACACCUGCGGCGCUUCCCCUUACAACCCUUUCCAAGACGUUCUCGUCACCGAAGGCUACGCUCUUGACACUUUCUACCCAAAAAGCGGCGCCGCGCUGCCGGAUUUUUCCUUCUCCUGUAUGGAUAAGGAAUACCUCGCCGGCCUCGCCGCCGGCGCCACCGGCAUGCUAGGCCUAGCUAAAACUCAAAUCUCUCUCCAUAAACAAGCUUCGGCGAAGCUUAAACUGGCGGACACUUUCUCUCUCUGCCUCCCUUCCUCCGGCGCCGGGAAAUUGGCAAUUGGAAUUAAACCUAAAUCGGUUAAAUCGACGCCGUUGAUUGUCAAUCCGGUUAGUACUUAUCCGAUCUACACGACCGGGGACGCAUCGGAUGAGUAUUUCAUAGAGGUGAAAGCGAUCGCCGUCGCCGGAGCUCGUCUCAAUUUGAAGGAUUCCUACUUCUCCAUUGACAAAAACGGAGUCGGCGGCACCAAAAUCAGCACGUUGCAGAAUUUCACGGCGGUGCAUAACUCGAUUUACAAGCCGCUGGCGAGGGCGUUUGCGAAGGCGGCGUCGGAUAUGAGGAUCAAGAGCGCGGCGGCGGUGGCGCCGUUCAGGGCGUGCUUCAGAUCGGAUUCGAUCGCGAGGACGGCGGCGGGGCCGGCGGUGCCGGAGAUUGAAUUGGUUUUGGGGGGGAAGGAUGCGACGACGUGGACGAUUAGGGGGGCGAAUGUGGUGGUGGAGAUUGAUGAGAAGACGACGUGCCUUGGAUUCGUGGACGGGGGAUCGAGUCCGAGGACGUCGGUGGUGAUCGGAGCGCAUCAGUUGGAGGAGAAUUUGGUGGAGUUUGAUCUGGUUUCGUCGCGCCUUCGUUUCAGUGAAAAUCUUUUGCUGAUGAACACCUCCUGUUCUAAGAUUUGAUUCAUCAAUUUCGUUGUGUUUUAUUACUGCUGUAUUGUUGUGGUGAAUUUCAAAUAAAUGUGUUAUGGAUUAAGAAAAAUUUAUUUGCUCCA